AUGCUGGAAGAAAAUAACAAUGGUCAUAUCUCAAAUGGUCAUUUACCAAAUUCAAAGGUGCCAACAACCACCACCACAACAACAACAACAACAACAUCAGCUGAAGCUGAUAUGGCUCAGUCAACUUUGUUAACAAAGUUUAUGACUUGGAUUGACCCAUUUGUUGAUUUCUCGUGGUUUAUCAUUUGCUCCAUUGGUUUCAUAUUUCAGGUUUCUUUGCUGAUCAAUAAUGCUGGCGUAGUGUCGGGUCUGCAUUUGCUUGAUACCCCUGAUCAUUUAAUUGAACGUUCGUUUAAUGUAAAUGUAAUGGCACACUUUUGGACUACCAAAGCUUUUCUACCCAAAAUGAUUGAGAAUCAACGUGGUCAUAUCGCUACCAUUGCUUCAUUAGCUGGUCAUGUUGGUAUAACCAAAUUGGUUGACUAUUGUGCUAGUAAAUUUGCAGCUGUGGGCUUUGAUGAAGCAUUACGUUUAGAACUUGAAGUCCUUGGUCAUACAAAUAUUCAAACAACAUGUGUAUGUCCAUUCUUUAUACAACAGACUGGCAUGUUUGAUGAUGUUAAUGCACGCUGGGUGCCCACUCUCAAUCCCAAUGAUGUAGCUGAUCGUGUCAUAACUGCCAUUCAGAAGAAUGAAAAAAUUGCCAUAAUUCCUGGUUACAUUAAACUAUUGCUCUCCUUUAAGUGGACCUUCCCUUGGGGAUGUAUUGCUGGUCUGCUCAGACGUCUAGUGCCUGAUGCUUCACCUCACGGUUUAGCUCAGAAAUCUCUUCUCAACUUUUACAAAAAAUCUUCAUUCUCUAAACCGUCACCUGGUCUUAUUUCACCCGCUCCCAUAAUUACAGACAUCGGCAGUAAUGUGUUUAAGGAGCCCUUAACUAAAGCGGGUUCAUUACUUAUACAACGUUCUCCUUCGCUGGGUGAACGUGUUUUAUAAAUUAAUCUGUACAUAAAAUACUUAGUUUAGUAAUUUGUAGUACUUUUAUUUCUUUUUACCUUUUUUAGUAAUUUAAGUGUAUUAGGCUACGAACACACCUAAGAGGUUUAGUUAAUUAAGUUUUUUUUAUUUCUAAUAUUUACGUGCUUUUUAUUUAUUAAAUUGGCAUAUUUUUAAUUAUUUUUUUUAAAUGUUUAUUUUCUUGAAUUUUUUUUUAAAUAGUUUAAUUUUAGUUAUUUUAGUUGUAGUUAGACAAAAAUUUAUAAAGAAAUUGUUUAAAGAGUCUUAAAAAGAAAGUCUGCUGAGGAUGCAGAGGAUUAUAAAGAAAACAUUUAUUUUCAUUUUGAAUUAAAAAAAAAAGUAUUUACUAACAAUGCCAUUUGCAUAAAUUGUGAUUACUAUAGAAUUCUAUUAAUCAUUUUCACUUCAUCUUUUAUUUUUUCUCUUUAAUUAUUUGACAUUUCGUAUAAAAUCAAAACUGUGAUCAUUUCUAUAUUUUAUCCUUUAAAUCCUAAAUAUUUUGUGCAUCCUUAAGCCUUUAAAUAUUUCCUUUUUAAAUACUUCUCUACAUAUUUCCUUGUAUAAUUUACAAAUAAGUUUUGUUAGUGAUAUUAACAUAAAAAUAAAACAAAUAAAAUAUAUACAAAUAA
Messenger RNA from Lucilia cuprina (Australian sheep blowfly), 1586 nucleotides. RefSeq names its product estradiol 17-beta-dehydrogenase 11. The transcript is spliced from 6 exons. Gene Ontology annotation, molecular function: oxidoreductase activity, acting on the CH-OH group of donors, NAD or NADP as acceptor. The record is from RefSeq and is a predicted model, not a curated record. NCBI's taxonomy places the organism in Eukaryota, Metazoa, Arthropoda, Insecta, Diptera, Calliphoridae. The coding region runs from base 1 to 936 and encodes 311 amino acids. Gene Ontology annotation, cellular component: lipid droplet.